This is a messenger RNA of Mya arenaria, 3269 nucleotides long. RefSeq names its product zinc finger Ran-binding domain-containing protein 2-like. Lineage: Eukaryota; Metazoa; Mollusca; Bivalvia; Myida; Myidae. The transcript has 3 exons. The coding region runs from base 113 to 1258 and encodes 381 amino acids. The record is from RefSeq and is a predicted model, not a curated record.
AGGUGAUACACAAUCAUUCCCAAUAUGGCGGCUUAAGCGGAAAACUGUUUGAAACUAUACUAAAUAUACCUGGAUCUUUCUCAUUUAAUUUACAGCGACCCCAUACCCGUACAUGUCUGACGGCGGAGGAUCUGUCGGCCUAUUGGUGGGGGCGGGGGUCGGCGGCUGCGCCCUUGUGGUAGGAAUUAUCGCCCUGGUUAUCUACUGCUAUAUGAAGGCCCGCAAGGAGAAGGCGCACACCAACAUGAAGAAGUCGCCUGAUGUUUUCAGUACAGCGGCGUCCAACACACAGUUUGACCUUCCGCAGCGAUCAAAGGUAAACCAAAAUCCAGACCCGGCCGCUGCCAGGAGGAGCCGACGGAGGGAGCGUGAGGGAAGGGAAAGGGGGCACGUUAACCCCGGGUAUGCGCGGAACAGCUCCGACUCCUCGUCCUUCGGAAGUGACGUGGACGGCAGGGACCUCUCUCCGCCCCGCGUGCGGACCGCGCAUCUCUCGAGUGACUCUUCCUAUGAUGAUUCUUCAAGCGUGGAUGAGGAGAUACCCGGCAACUCUACCACAUACCGGAUGGAGAAGGAAACGGACCGCAGACAGUCGUAUAAACGGUCCCGACAGAAUGAUAUAUUAGAUAGCAGGGGUGAUAACCCUGACAGUGGGAGGUACAGACGGACGAACGGUGAAUCUCAGAGAAUGUCCAGGAGGGAUGGCUAUGAACGAAAUCCUAGAAGUGAUUCUCCGUUGACUAUAGGUUCGCUCAAAAAGCAUGAGGAGAGAUUAACAGGUGGUAGGGGUGACCAAAGAGAUGAUAGAAGGGCAGGUAACGCCACAAAAUCUAGAAAAAGGGAGGAAUCACCGUCAGCUAGGACUUACGAAAGUUCUGAAAUGACCGGUUCAGUGACCACCCGUGGUACAGACUUUACAGCCACCACGGUUGGCUCGGGGUCAAGAUUCCAGAAAAAUCCAAGUUUACGUAGAAAUUCGCCGCAUCGUUCGAGCUCGCAUCGUAGAUACCGGAAAGACUCGGAAAAGGACGAAAAGGGACGAAAACGACCUAGGCGAACACCAAGUGCUGAGCGGGAAAGGCAAGAGCGAAAGUCGCAAAGGUCAAAAUCCCCUGGAAGUGAAAGGAGCAGCAGAAGCGGUAGCAGCAGAAGCGGAAGCAGCCGACAAACAAAGUCGGAGGCUAAAAAGCUGAACCAGCAACAAGCAGUCCUGCCCAUCUUCGCGGAUACCAAGAAGAAAAAGAGCUCCGCUGUAUGAAUAUAUAUAUUCAAAGCUUAUAAAUCGACAUGUAUACACAAUGCCAUUGUUUCAAACACCAUUGUUACAGAGGACACUUGUUUAUCCUUUCCCUAUUCACGAGUUUACAUAAAGGUUUAUUUUUAUGAUAAAGGUUUUACACUUUUCAGGAAAAAGCAUUCUUAUGCUUACUCAAUUUUGUCUAUUAUGUGUUAUUUUACCAACAUCAGCGGUUCUUCUGUCCGUCUGUAUACUCAAGCAAUGGGUGACAAUUGCAAUAAACCACGGAUGUAUGUACUCCUUUAAGAACCAGGUUUUAUUCUGUCAUUUUACUUAAGUGUUUUUCAUGCAAACGCCAUGAGUAGUUUUAAAUAUACACAUAUCAUUUUUUCAGUUAAUCAAGGUGUUCUGUUUUAUAAACAUAUCUAUUCAUUUGCUUAACUCAUAUAGUUUUUUCUGCUUUUGUGUGUAGUGUCUUGAUUUAAGACUUCAUGUAGAAUCACACCUGGCAAUCACUACCAAAUUCUUCAAAGCCUUUGUCAAAUGUAAUAAUCAAUCAAGAAGUUGCACUGUUUCAUUGUAACAAAUUGAUUUUCUUAGGGAAAGAGGAAAUCGUUUAUUGUUCAAUUAAAAUAUAGUACACAAAAUUGUUAUGAUAAUUCUUAAAAUAAUUUUACUCCAUUUUGUAACUUUUCUCAAAGCUUUUAUACUCAAUUGUGUCUUAUAUAUUCUCCAUUUUAUUGAACAUAUACUGUCUGCUUGUUAGGGAUCACAUUUCUUCAAAAGGAAUAGUGUCAUCCCUUUUUCGAUACUAAUUGUUAUUUUUAGUUACACAUUUUAUCAUUUAGGUUUUUAAUUACCAUUUUCCAAUAUCUGUUUAAGUGUUUAAAGAAGCAUUUACUGAUAACAAUGUUUUCUUUUUUCCAUGAUAUUAUGUACCUAUAGUAUACAAUGUAUACCAUCUGCAUAUGACUGUUACCAGGAAAACACAACAUUAGAAUUGUACAUAUACUUUGUAAAUAUUCAACAGAUGAGAAUCACCUCAUUUUAUACAUAUUUCUAUUUUUAUACAUAUGAUGUGCUAGUACCAGUGAAAAAGUAGUGUAAAAUUCAACUAUCAGGCUCCAAUUCCUAGAAAGUUCUUAAGCAUAACAAGUUCAGGUAGAUUAUUUCAUUAUAACAAAUUUCAUUCAAAAUCUUGAUUUUGCUCAAGAAAAAAUAUUUAUUUGUGAUGAUCAUACAGAUAAUUCUCGUUUAAGUCCAAAAUUAUUGUUAAGAAUGUCGAUAUUACACAAAUUGUACCCGAACUAAAAUAGUGAGCUGAGCUUAAUCCUGUUAUAAAGGACUUAAGAUGUUUCGAGAAAUUGGGGCCAGUAUUGUUUCAUGUAAUGAAACUUAUAACAUGAAAAAAUAUGAAAAUCUAAGUGUUGCAGUAUUAAAAGAGGAUUUUAAAUUUAUAAACCUCGAGAAUAGUUUCAAGUAGACCUUUUAUCACAGAGUUAUGAUCAUUUUUCUAAAUUAAAUAUGGAUGCAAACAUUUGACAAAUCACUGUAAGAGAACAGUUCUACAUAUGUUAUGACUAAUUACUUAUAUUCAGCUGUUUGUUAACAUGCUUUGGUAUUUAGAUAUGAAAAAUGAAGCAAGAUUACAUGAAAAUGUAUCAGUAAUGCAGACUUUUUCCAAGUAGAAAGUUUCUACUGUUAAUAGCAUUAGGAGUUUAAUUUAUUUUUUUUAUAUACUUUUACAGUUGCUAAAAGUGAUAAGUUGCCUUGACUUCAUAGAAAAGUUUGUACAUUCUGAGUGCCACUGUUAAAUUUGAGUGUGACAACGAAUACUGCCCCUCAGCAAAUGUUGAAAGGUUAUCUUGGAUAUUACAUAGACCUAAAUAGAGCUUCCUUACAAAAUGUAUCUACUAAUGUUCAAGUAUACCUGUAGAAAUUAUAACAUUUUUUCUAUACUACAACUACUACAAUUCUGAUCAUUUGCAUCAUCUCUACCAUUCUAUGAUAUUAAAUAAACUAUGCAAACGAG